AUGUUCUGGCCAAACUUAAAUAGUCAAUUAGAGGAUUAUAUUGGCAAAUGCCAGGCCUGUCUAACGUAUAAGAACCAAAAUUCUAAAGAAACGAUGAUCCCACACGAUAUACCAAAUAGGGCAUGGUCCAAGAUAGGGACCGAUAUCUUUCAUUUGAAAGGUAACAUAUAUUUAAUAAUAAUAGACUACUACAGUAAAUACAUAGAAGUAAUUCAAUUACAAAAUUCAACUUCGGAUGAGGUAAUCAAACAAUUAAAAAUUGUGUUCUCUAGACAAGGUAUUCCGGAUAUUGUCAUGUCAGAUAAUGGUCCAGAGUAUAACUCUCACGCAUUUCAAAUAUUUGCACGGCAGUGGUGUUUUAGUCACAUAACGUCAUCACCUUGUUACCCACAGUCGAACGGUCAAAGUGAAAGAGCUGUACAAAUAGUAAAAAAGAUGUUAAAAAAGACACAGCAUGAUAAAACUGAAUUUAGACUUGCUCUUUUGGAAUACUUAAAUACUCCUGUUAGUUCCAACUUAGCUUCACCCACGGAACUGCUAAAUAACAGACAUUUAAGAAGCAUAAUUCCAUGUUGUCCAAAAUUAUUAAAACCAAAAAUUCAAAAGCAUGUAAAAAGAGAACUAAGUAUUCGACAAAGCGCACAACGUAAACGUUACGAUAAAGGUGCGAGAGAUUUAUUACCAUUGGUACCGGGACAAAAUAUUAAAGUUAGAAUAGAUAAAACUUGGAGCAGCGGUGUCGUUGAGUCCUUGGUAGGGAAACGUUCAUAUCAAGUGAAACUAAAACAUGGCGGUACAUUAAUUAGAAAUCGCCGACAUUUAAUUAUCGAUGUCAUCGCAACAGUCAGCUGA
Molecule: messenger RNA, 852 nt
Organism: Achroia grisella
Lineage: Eukaryota; Metazoa; Arthropoda; Insecta; Lepidoptera; Pyralidae
Exons: 1
Coding region: 1-852 (283 amino acids)
Biological process (GO): DNA integration
Molecular function (GO): nucleic acid binding
Source: RefSeq, a predicted model, not a curated record